AUGGUUCCAGAUUCGGUUGCUGCAGCUACAGCCGAUGCGGCUGUUGCCGGGGCUGCUGCUGCGCCGGGGAAAAGGCGUUCACGCAUCGAGAGGCCUUGCUUCGUCGACGAAACUUCGCUUUUAGCACCAGACACUCAGGGGCGAGGGGGGAGGGGCAGCAGCAGCAGAGCCUCAGACGCAGCGCCUCAAGAGGGCGGCAACGGCGCGGCAGGGAACAUUCAGGAAGAGUGGCGGCACAUUCGCUUCCUUUCGGGUCAUUGGUCGCCUUGGACAGUAACCAUCCUUGCCCUCCAUGGGCAACGACUUCCGACAGCAGCACUAAAAGAGCUGCAUCACUGCAGCAACUUGCUGCUGCUGCACUUGGAAGGUUGCGGUCUCACCAGUGCCGAAUUCUUCGGCGACCUGUGGAGUCUCCAGCGCUUGUUGCUACCGCAUAACGAGCUGCAGACUCUCCGAGGCCUUAAGAACCUGCCUCAUCUGGAGGAGCUCUGCGUCAAGGCCAAUCCAAUAGCCACCUUUAGAGUAGGCUCUUGUUUAAAAGCGGGGGCAAAAGCUGGUGCACGAAUGUUGUCGCGAGUGCUUCUUGCUGUGUGA
Messenger RNA from Cyclospora cayetanensis, 594 nucleotides. RefSeq lists its product as uncharacterized. Gene Ontology annotation, molecular function: protein binding. The record is from RefSeq and is a predicted model, not a curated record. The transcript is spliced from 2 exons. The coding region runs from base 1 to 594 and encodes 197 amino acids. Lineage: Eukaryota; Apicomplexa; Conoidasida; Eucoccidiorida; Eimeriidae.